GCGCAUGAUUGCAACACUGAACCUGAGGAAACACGCCUAGUGUGCACGUCACGUGAUGUAACCUGAGCAGCGUCUGCAGGUUAUCAAUCAAUACUCAGGCUAGAGUUUGCGCUUCACUCAAGCUCAAUCACUUUAAUAUCUAGUUUACAGAUAGAGGUCUGCGCGUGUGGGCAACACGAUGGCUGAAGAUGCCUUGUUUGCCAGUGAUUACGAUGGUCCAUGUCCUCUGUGUGAGGAAGAUGAGCAGAGAGGGUAUUGUAGAUACAGAAACACAGAGCAAGAGAACGAGAGAGAAAAAAACAGCGAUGGAGAAGUGGAAGACAAACAGUCACAGGAGUUCAAGAGGGACGCUCAGGUGAAACUAGAGAAAAUAGCUGAGGAGAAUUGGACAGUAGUUCAAGAACCUGAAGAGAGGAAAAAAGAGACGAAAGAGGAAGAAAACACAACUGAAGAUGUCAAACAGAAAAAUGAAAAGGGCACAGAUGACGAAGAGACAAACAAGAAAGUAGAUAAUGUAGAAACCGAUGAAAACUAUAACAACAAUGAGCGGGAAAGUACAUUAGCUUUCAAAAAUGAUGAAAAUAAGACAGAUGAUGAUAAUGAUGCAGAGGCAAGCGACUUGCUGAUGCCGCCUUUAGAGGAUGAGUGCAUUUUGCAGAUGGGCCCAGACUGCACCAUAGACCUGGUGAUGGUGUGUGAUCAGUCGGUGGAGAGGUGUAUGAAUGAAGACCUUUUGUUAUGUCCCCCCAAAUCUUCAGAUCUCCCCCAGCAGCCUCCAAUAAAAUCUCCACCAAGACCGUUGUCUAUCACAUUACCUCCUCAAAAUGCAACAAUACUUCCCUUUCAGCCUCAGUCUCUACUUCAACCUCAGGUUCCAACACAGGCUCCAUGCUUGGGCAAACGGCCCUAUGGAAGCAGCACCGAUGUACCCACAGGACAGCUGGAGGUGACGCUGCGGCAGGUUUACAGCACUCGCCGCUACACCCGUUAUGCUAGCAGAACGGCCCCUCUUAUAUCUCUGGCCUCGGUUGGUGGAGAGACCAGCAGUCAGGGUUUACCCUCCAUCAGCAUGGAUGCUCCUCUAAUGCCACCGAAGAAAAAAACUCGCACUUUCUACAGCACCGAUCAGUUGGAGGAGCUGGAGCGUGUAUUUCAGGACGAUCACUACCCUGAUGGAGACAAGAGAAAGGAGAUUGCUGCCGCCAUCGGUGUUACGCCCCAAAGAAUCAUGGUGUGGUUUCAAAACCGCCGAGCCAAAUGGAGAAAAACAGCAAAAGCCACAGGAAAAAAGCCACCUGCUAGUCGUGGUCAACUUUGUGCCCAGGGUAACAGGCCACCAAUUUUCUCAGCUCCUGCUGUUACAUCUCAACAUGCCAAGACUGGAAAAACACUUCCCCCCUACAGUACCAUCCGGACCAGCUGCACCAGUCCACCAGGUCCAGCUUGUGUUGAUAUGACACCUUGUGUGUCUCAAGGAGGUUUUUUGGAGUACAUGCCCCCUCCCAUGCACAGUCCUCCUCCGAUACGACGUGCCUCCUUGCCUCUUAUCACGGCAUACAACCCUCCUACUCACACCGUGUCCCUGCUGCUGGACACACCUGAACACAGCGAGCCUAGCUCUGCAGACACAACCCCGCUGAGUUUGCAGACUGACACCGGGUUUGACUAUGAUGGCUACAUGACUUCUGCUCCACAGAACAGCACUUUCCAGCUCAACACAUUUCCUCAACAGUCUAACACCUUAUUACCUCAGCAAACAAACACUCUGUUACCCCAACAAACCAGCUGUCUUAUGCCCCAACAGUCCAGCACAAUGUUGCCCCAGUACUCCCACCUGUCGUACCUCACACCCUCUCCUUACCUCACGCCCAACCCCACCGAGAGCAGCAGUGCUCCUUAUCUGCCCCUCACCUCAGGAAACAACAACACCCUGCCUGCAUACACCAGUAGCGGACAUGCGUAUCUCCAGUCUCAAACCAGCAACCAGAUGCUGUUACAGUCAGGAGUUCAUGCAUUUCAGGCCUACCCUUGGACUACUGAUAUGUAUAGUCAGUCGGGUCAGUAUACACAGGCGGUGUUUCGGCCACAGUUAUCGUCACAGGGUCAUGAGAGUCAGUACUCCCAGCUCCUGCCCCAGCAGCACUACGUUCAGCUCGAAGGAGCGCCGUCGCAGCCCAGUCUGCCCAAACCCACCCCUGACCCCCUGCUCCCCAAUGUCAAAGUGGAGUCUGAAGACAUGGGACACAGCCAGCCAAUCAGAGUCAGUGAGGCAGAGCCUAACUUUCAUUGUGAUUUCUCACCAAUUGGCUUUUAACAACAGCAGGGUACUGACUGUGGAGAUCUGCGAGCGAUAUUUUUCAUUUCUUUAUAUGUUUGUCUUCUGUUUUUUGUUGUGGUGUGCAGGAG
Molecule: messenger RNA, 2406 nt
Organism: Labeo rohita (rohu)
Lineage: Eukaryota; Metazoa; Chordata; Actinopteri; Cypriniformes; Cyprinidae
Product: homeobox protein NOBOX
Exons: 9
Coding region: 179-2314 (711 amino acids)
Biological process (GO): regulation of transcription by RNA polymerase II
Molecular function (GO): RNA polymerase II cis-regulatory region sequence-specific DNA binding; DNA-binding transcription factor activity, RNA polymerase II-specific
Source: RefSeq, a predicted model, not a curated record